UUCUCUGGACCACCCACUAAAGCACACUGCAACCCCCCUACAUUAAAGUCUCCCUUACAGCUCAACACCAUUCUAUCUCUCUUAUUAAGUCACUUCCUCUUUUCUCCUUCAAUUCAUCUAUCUUUGGAGUCAUAUUCAUUGCAAACAGGCAACAAGGCUCAAGGAAUUAGUAUUGUUUCUGUUAUGGGAAUUUGUUUUAGCAUCCAUAUUAAAGCUGAGAGCCAAUAUCUCACUGGGUUAAGUUCAAAGUAUGCGAGUUCCGAUGCAAAUGAUCUCAGAAGCCCAAGUAGUAAGGUUGAAAAUGAUCUCAGCAGCCCAAGUAGUAAGGUCUCAGUGCCUCAGACUCCACGGAGUGAGGAUGAGAUCUUGCAAUCAUCCAAUCUGAAUAGCUUUGCUUUCACAGAACUUAAGGCUGCCACCAGAAAUUUUCGUCCAGACAGUGUGUUAGGAGAAGGUGGUUUUGGAUCAGUUUUUAAGGGGUGGAUUGAUGACCAAUCACUGGUUGCUGCCAAACCUGGCACUGGCACUGUUGUUGCUGUGAAAAGUCUUAAUAAGGAUGGCUUACAAGGUCACAAGGAGUGGUUGGCUGAAGUCAACUAUCUAGGCCAGCUUUCUCAUCCUCAUCUAGUGAAAUUGAUUGGCUAUUGUGUUGAAGAUGAAAACCGCCUUCUGGUAUAUGAAUUCAUGCCUCGUGGCAGCUUGGAGAAUCACUUGUUCAGGAGAGGCUCAUAUUUUCAACCUCUUUCUUGGAGCCUGCGUUUGAAGGUUGCUCUUGAUGCUGCCAAAGGGCUUGCAUUUCUUCACAGUGCUGAAACAAAAGUGAUCUAUCGAGAUUUCAAGACUUCAAAUAUCUUGCUUGAUUCAAAUUAUAAUGCAAAACUCUCUGAUUUUGGGCUGGCAAAGGACGGACCAACAGGUGACAAAAGUCAUGUCUCAACCAGGGUAAUUGGAACAUAUGGAUACGCAGCUCCUGAAUAUCUAGCCACUGGUCAUCUCACUGCUAGGAGUGAUGUCUAUAGUUUUGGAGUUGUACUACUUGAAAUGUUAUCAGGAAGGCGUGCUGUUGACAUGAAUAGACCUUCAGGACAGCACAAUUUGGUGCAAUGGGCUAAGCCAUACUUAGCCAACAAGCGUAAGAUUUUGCGUGUGUUGGAUAACCGUCUUGAAGGGCAAUAUGAAAUAGAUGAGGCCUAUAAGGUAGCUACAGUCUCUCUACGAUGCCUUUCAAUAGAAUCCAAGUUGAGACCACACAUGGACGAGGUUGUUACAAAUUUGGAGAAGCUGCAGGUUCCUCAUGUUAAUCAAGGCAAUCGAAAUGGCUCUCGUGUUCGUAGAAAAAGUGCUGAUGAUGUUUCCCGUGGUAGAAUCAUCACACCUUAUCCCCGCCCCAAUGCUUCUCCACUCUCUACAUGAAAUUGCAAAUACACAUCCUUGAAAGCUGAAUGUCUCUCCCACCAUGAAGUCCAGCAUGUCCAUGUAUGACAUGUUAUCUAAGAUAUUGUACAUAUCUUAUCACAUCUAAUAUAUUCAGAACCAACCUGAGAGCGCCAAUGUCUACAUGACAUUAGUAUUGCAUGUAUUCUGGGUUCUGUCAACUGUUUUGUAACAAUCAAAAUAGAUGGGAAUGCAUGUGCUUUUGUAUGUGGCUCUGGUUUGCUCAAUUUUGUUGCGGUUUAUAUUGUUAACUUUACUAGUCUAUUUUG
This is a messenger RNA of Gastrolobium bilobum, 1703 nucleotides long. RefSeq names its product probable serine/threonine-protein kinase PBL10. NCBI's taxonomy places the organism in Eukaryota, Viridiplantae, Streptophyta, Magnoliopsida, Fabales, Fabaceae. The coding region runs from base 184 to 1413 and encodes 409 amino acids. Gene Ontology annotation, molecular function: ATP binding; protein kinase activity. Gene Ontology annotation, biological process: protein phosphorylation. The transcript has 7 exons. The record is from RefSeq and is a predicted model, not a curated record.